AUGGGUGAACCAGAGGAUGUUGAUGCGAUGCUUGAGGAGGCGCUCGAUAAAAUUGAAGAUUCUGAUCGAAAUUACGGUCAUGGGCACGCGGAACCAAUGGCAGCAUUGAUACGGGGUGAACUAAUGAAGCAAGAGGAACCAUCCGGCGAAAGUAGUGAGGAACACAAUACAACCAAUGGUACAGAAAAAAUGGAUGGGGAUGGAAUGGCUUCGUCACACAGCAAGAAAAAGAAAGAGAGCAAUGAACAUAAAAAGCGAUCUCGUUCCAGGUCUAGAUCUUCAUCUCGUAGCCGUUCUCGCAGCCGUGACAAAGACAAGGAGAAAAAGAAACGACGCAGAAGUUCUAGUCGUGAUCAUAAGAAGAAGUCUCGUUCACGUUCAAGAUCGCGCAGACACAGCUCGCGGAAGCGUAGUCAUUCGCGUCGUCGGUCACGUUCGAGAGAUCGCCAUCGUCGGCGACGGUCGCGCUCCAGAGAGCGCAGGCGAAGAAGCCCGUCAUGGUCACGACCUCGUGUGCUUGAUCAUCGUGACCGUCGCGGGUUCUCUCCACCAUGGAGACGUUCACCACCUCGUGGACCACGUUUGCCAGGACCCGAAAGACGCGAUGUGAUGCCGUUUACUGCGCGUCGUUCGCCGCCUCCAAACGCAAAAAUGGAUAUGACAUCUGAAGAGCGUGACCAGCGUACUGUGUUUAUACUACAGAUAGCGAAGGAAACUCGACCACGUGAUCUGGAAGAAUUUUUCUCUAGCGUUGGGCAUGUACGCGACGUGCGAAUAAUUACAGAUUCGAAAACUCGACGAUCAAAAGGAAUUUGUUAUGUGGAAUUUUGGGAAAUUGAAAGUGUUAAUUUGGCUCUUGCACUGAAUGGGCAGAAAUUGCUCGGCGCGCCGUUAGUAAUCCAGCCAACAUUGGCUGAGAGAAACCGUGCAGCUAACAACACCGUUGGUGGAACACUUGGCUUUGGUCCUACAAACACCACAGGUCCACUGAAGCUCUAUGUUGGCCAAUUGCAUACAAGUAUAACGGAAGAUAUGUUAGGAAGGAUUUUCGAUCCAUUUGGAAAGAUAGAGAACCUGGAAAUUGCGACCGACCUCAGUGGUGUUUCGAAAGGAUAUGCGUAUGUCACGUUUCGACAUGCAGAUGAUGGUAAAAGAGCCAUGGAGCAAAUGAAUGGAUUUGAAUUAGCAGGUCGCCCAAUGAAGGUGUGCUCUGUUGAAGGAGAUGAAAUGCCACCACCAGUCCCUCAGCGGACACUUGAUACUGAUGAUGCGGACAGACGUGGUAUUGAUUUAGGGACAAGUGGUCGUUUACAUCUGAUGGCUAAAUUAGCUGAAGGAAGUGGUUUGGAACUACCGAAAAGUGCUAAGGAAAUAUUAGCGCAAAAUCAGCAGCAGUUAGAGAGUGCUACUGUCACAGGUCCUGCAAUUCCACCAAUUGCAACGCAGUGCUUUAUGCUUUCUAACAUGUUUGAUCCAUCUCAGGAAACGGGUGAAACUUGGGCUGAUGAAGUACGAGAUGAUGUUAUAGAAGAGUGCGCAAAGAACGGAGGAGUAUUACACAUAUUCGUUGACAAAGCUUCCCCGAAUGGCAAUGUUUAUGUGAAAUGUCCUUCUGUAGCUGCUGCUUUUAAAUCAGUGAAUGCGCUACAUGGGCGAUGGUUUUCAGGCAAAGUAAUCACAGCAAAUUAUGUUCCGGUCGCAAGCUAUUCACAGCUGUUCCCAGAUUCAGUUGUUGCGCGAGAACCUAUUCUGUCAGCUGUAAAACCACCAGUUGUAACAGCUGCUAUUCCAGGCGUUGGUUAUUGA
This is a messenger RNA of Brugia pahangi, 1806 nucleotides long. The record is from the annotation of a GenBank genome assembly. Lineage: Eukaryota; Metazoa; Nematoda; Chromadorea; Rhabditida; Onchocercidae.